AUGUCGUGCCACGAUCACGAGAGAGAUGCUCUUUUACAACUAGAGCGAAGCCUUUUCACUUCUUCUAAUUCGUCUGCUUACUUGAAGACUGCAUUUUGGAAGGCCGGAGGAAAUAGCAGUAACGAUUGCUGCUCGUGGGACGGGGUUGAGUGUGAUGAUACUAAUGGUUACGUUAUUGGUCUCGACCUCAGUAGCAGUCUAAUAACUGCUGCAAUUCACUCCAACAGCACCCUGUUUAGCCUUGUUCACCUUCAGAGCCUAAACCUUGCAGGAAAUAAUUUCAUGAACUCUUCAAUCCCACCCGAGAUCUCCCGUCUUUCAAGGUUGUCCUUUUUAAACCUCUCACACUCUUCAUUUUACGGCCAAAUUCCACUCGAGUUGUCAGGAAUGUCGAAAUUGACUUCCCUUGAUGUGUCCAAGAACUAUUUGUUUGGAGACUUUCCGAUUCCCAUUUUCAAUCUCCCAGGCCUGCUUGUUCUUAAUGUGAGUCGCAAUCAAAAUCUCAGUGGUUACCUACCAGAGUUCAACAAAACAAGCCCCUUGAGGGAACUAGAUGUUGGUUUGACAGAAUUUUCUGGUAUCAUACCGGCCUCAAUCGGAUAUCUGCAGUCAGUGACUAGGUUGCGGCUAAGAGAUUGCCAUUUUUAUGGAUCGAUUCCGGCCUCUAUUGGUAACCUGACCCAACUGGAUUACUUAUCACUUGCAUCCAACAUGUUUAAUAGUAACUCAGCUGAUCUUUCUUGGCUUCAGAAGCUAACUAAACUCACUGUGUUAAACCUUCAGGAUACUAAUCUACAUGGUAAAAUCCCAUUUUGGCUGAUGAACAUGACCCAAUUGAUUAAAUUGGAUUUGAGUCUUAAUGAACUAACAGGUCAGAUUCCUCGCUCAUUUUCUCAACUCAAGAACCUGGAAUAUCUAUCUCUUUCGAAAAACAACUUCACUGGUACAGUGGAGGCUGACAUUUUUUUCGGUUCUAGAAACCUUACAAUUCUUAGUCUAUCCGGGUGCAAGAUAACGUUAAAUUCCCCCCUUCAGAAUAACAUCAUUCUUCCACAGCUUGAAGUUUUACAAUUGACUUUCUGUAACUUGACAGAGUUUCCAUACUUUCUGCAGUUCCAGAGAAACUUAAGGUUACUUCAACUGAAUGGUAACAAUAUUCACGGUAACAUACCACACUGGAUCUGGAAUGCAAGUUGUUAA
Molecule: messenger RNA, 1200 nt
Organism: Daucus carota subsp. sativus
Lineage: Eukaryota; Viridiplantae; Streptophyta; Magnoliopsida; Apiales; Apiaceae
Product: receptor-like protein 6
Exons: 1
Coding region: 1-1200 (399 amino acids)
Molecular function (GO): protein binding
Source: RefSeq, a predicted model, not a curated record